AUGUCUUCCACCCGGGUGAGCAUUAUAGGGACAGGGUUGGCCCUACUGCGUCUUAUUCAGGCACAACAACCAGCCACAUCAGAUCCCGGAAACCCUGCUCUGACCACCUGGAAAUGUUCCACGGCAGGUGGAUGUGUGCAGCAGGAUACCUCGGUCGUCCUGGACUGGGGAUUCCGGUGGAUCCACACCGCUGGUGGCUAUGAAUCUUGCACAACAUCCUCCGGUGUUAACACCACACUGUGCCCCGAUGAAGCCACCUGUGCCCAGAACUGCGUCAUCGAGGCGGCCAAUUAUACCUCCGCUGGCGUGUCUGUUUCUGGAGACUCGCUCACCAUGCAACAGUAUGUUGAGAGCAACGGCGUCUACAGCAAUGCCUCUCCACGACUCUAUCUACUCGGAGCAGACGGGGACUACGUGAUGAUGCAGCUCCUCGGUGGUGAAUUGAGCUUCGACGUCGAUAUGUCUACCCUUCCCUGCGGUGAAAACGGUGCUCUUUACCUGUCCGAGAUGAGCGCCACCGGCGGAAGAAAUGAGUACAACACGGGCGGUGCCCAGUACGGCUCGGGAUACUGCGACGCCCAGUGCCCAGUCGAGACUUGGAAGAACGGCACACUCAACCCUACUGGUCAAAGCUACUGCUGCAAUGAGAUGGAUAUCCUUGAGGCCAAUUCCAUGGCCAACGCAUACACCCCUCAUCCAUGCAGCACCACCGAUUGUGACAAAGGAGGCUGUGGCUUCAACCCAUACGCACAGGGAGUGACUAACUACUGGGGGCCGGGCGACACUGUCGACACCUCUAAGCCCUUCACCAUUACUACACAGUUCAUUACGAACGACGGUACCAAGACCGGCACCCUGAUCGAAAUCCGACGACAGUACAUCCAGAAUGGUAAGAUCAUUCCGAACGCGAAGUCAUCCUCCGGCGUUGACUCCAUCACCCAAUCCUGGUGCGAGUCUUCUGAUGGCUCUGCCGCUACCUUUGGCGGCUUGACCACCAUGGGCCAGGCUCUAGGCCGUGGAAUGGUAUUGAUCUUUAGCAUUUGGAAUGAUGGAAGUCAGUAUAUGAACUGGCUUGACAGUGGAAGCAGCGGUCCAUGCAGCAGCACUGCAGGAAACCCUGCCACUAUCCUGGCCCAAGACCCAACCACGCACGUCAUCUUUUCCAACAUCCGCUGGGGAGAUAUCAACUCGACCUACACCAACCCUGGAGGUCCCGGCACUGGCUCCAGCUCAAGUUCGACGAUCGUGAAGACCACCGCGAGCCACCAAACCACAACAACGAAACCUACAACCACGACGACCACAACCAGUGUCGGUGCAACUCAGACUCACUGGGGACAAUGUGGAGGGCAGGGAUGGACUGGCCCGACUGCUUGCGCAUCAGGAACUACAUGCCAGGUGCAGAAUCCGUAUUACUCCCAGUGCUUGUAG
Messenger RNA from Penicillium daleae, 1431 nucleotides. Its product is annotated as putative endoglucanase. Gene Ontology annotation, molecular function: cellulose binding; hydrolase activity, hydrolyzing O-glycosyl compounds. Bases 1 to 1431 code for a protein of 476 amino acids. The transcript has a single exon. Gene Ontology annotation, biological process: carbohydrate metabolic process. Gene Ontology annotation, cellular component: extracellular region. Lineage: Eukaryota; Fungi; Ascomycota; Eurotiomycetes; Eurotiales; Aspergillaceae. The record is from RefSeq and is a predicted model, not a curated record.